Molecule: messenger RNA, 356 nt
Organism: Staurois parvus
Lineage: Eukaryota; Metazoa; Chordata; Amphibia; Anura; Ranidae
Source: the annotation of a GenBank genome assembly
AUGGGGCCCCUGGGCAAUAGGGGAUCAUGGGGCCCUGCGUCCUUGCCCAAACUCAAAAAAGCCUAUGAAAAAGGUACCAGGGGCAUCUCAUGGGGCCCCCUACUGACCCCGGGCCUUCGGGCAGUCAAAUGCAAAAACUAUCCAACAGGUUGGUGGGUGGCAGACCCCUUGAACAUGACCAGGGGCAGGCUGACAACUCAUGGGGCCCCCGGGCAAUAGGAAAUCAUGGGGCCCCUGUAUCCUCAAACCACACCCAAAAAAGCCUAUGAAAGGUACCAGGGGCAUCUCAUGGGGCCCCCUACUGACCCCAGGCUCUCGGGCAGUGCCCAAGUUUCCAAAUGGUCAGUCCGCCCCUG